Messenger RNA from Ylistrum balloti, 659 nucleotides. RefSeq lists its product as uncharacterized. The record is from RefSeq and is a predicted model, not a curated record. The coding region runs from base 3 to 659 and encodes 218 amino acids. The transcript is spliced from 2 exons. NCBI's taxonomy places the organism in Eukaryota, Metazoa, Mollusca, Bivalvia, Pectinida, Pectinidae.
UUAUGUCCAGUGGAAGGGUCCCUAGUAAUACAGACAUUCAACUGCCAAGUCUUAACCAGAAAACCAUCCAACAGUGGUACAACAAGAAGGGGAAAGAGAAGGAUCUCAAGAUCCUGCUGCAAGGUAUUCAGCUGCCAAAGGCUUCCCUGACAGGAAAAGGUGCGCCGGCACCAAGGUCGAAGCCAGAAACCUUACAGUUAGGACAGACUUCCCCUUUCCAGUUUGUAUGUCCUCCAGAUACUGCUGGCAUGGCUAAAUUGAAGAUCAGAGCUUCAAUGCCACCACCAAGACAAGUUCUGCAUAGACCAAUCCUACCCAUGCCAUCUUCAGCUGCACCUGGGCCUGUACAGUUGCGAGUUAUACUGACACCACCAGUGAUAACUCCACCGACUAUGCCGAUGAUAGUACCAACUGUACAAGCAGGACAGAAAAGACCAAGUGUAACAGAUGAUGCGGUAAAACCCAAAUAUACCAGACAGGCAACAUCUGUUAAAUGUCCAAAGUGUGGCGAUGACAGAACUCCUCCCAUUCAUCGGCAGUAUAUGGGAUACAAGUUCUGCGGUAGGACAGAAGCUGCAUCUUUUGACAAAUGGAGGGCAGAGUUAAAAGAGAGAGGAGUGGCAAGGAAAAGAAAGGCUGCUGGAAGGGGAACCGAAUGA